AUUAACACCAACUGAAGGUUACAGAGUCAAACAAGGGGUUUGUUUCGUUGGUUUUUCUUACAACCAACCAUUAUUUUCCAAAAACGUUUAGCACGUUGCUAAACUUUGUUAUAUGUUCUGUAUAAAAUAGCACGUCUUCAACAUCAGUCUGCAAAGGAUACACUCGGGCAGAACGAAGUGAGGGCAUGGCAGCUCGUAUGGACAUUGCCUCUGGUGAGGUGGGCCAAGCAAGAGGGGAUGGCUUCAAACCUUUGCCCGGCCCCAAACCUCGCCUGACUCCCAAACCCUUCUCACUGCAGAGGAACACCACCCUACGCUCCAUCCUAGCCCCAAAGAUACUCACAAGGACUCCACAGCCGUCUCAGACCACUUCCACUACACCCACUACCUCCAGAAAACCGGAGCCUAAUCAGCCUAUCAGUGGCCCUGUGUCUGACUCAAGCGGAGCUGUGAAACACGAUACAGAGAGCACCAUGACACCUGAACCGACCAAUGCUCUCAAAGCUCCUUCAGCCAUAACACCCCACACUGACUCAACCCACACCACUGAACAAAACCACGCUGCUCUUUCCACAUCCAGCUCCCUUACUGCCCCAACAUCUGAGCCACCGGCUAGUACCAUAUCUGACCGAACUGGAACCUCGGAGGCAAAUCAAGUCAGUGAAUCUGAACUGGAUGAACAUGGCAACUCUGAUUCAGGCCACUCCGCUACUGGAACUGAGGCUGUACCAUUACCAUCGGUCACCUCAGCUCCCCUUCAAGCCCAGUCUGAAGACACUGUGAGCGAGCUCACCUCUGCGAUCGUCAGAUGUCACGCCGGGGAGGAUCAGACAGCCCGCUGGGGAGGAUGCAGGAAGCGGCUGUCCAUGGGGCUCACCUCCAGGUUUGUGUCGGCCGGCCUCUCGUGCCCCUCACAGCCACCAGCCAAAGAAAACAACCAGAAGCAGGAACAGGCGACCAAGAGAGAGACUGCAGUCCUCAAAGUGUCGGUCCUCAGGACCAAGGAGGAAGAGAAGAUAACAGAUUCACCAGAGACACCGUCUGACCCGGAGUGCAGACUCAAGCACACAGCACUGCUGAAGGAAGAGAGGUUUGGAGAAGGGGUAAAGGAGACAGGAGAAGAGAAAGUGUUCAGCAUACAACGGAGGAUCAGUUUGCUGCUGGACUCCUCCUCGAGGCCAGAGCCUCUGACCAAGAGGGAGGAAGUUCCUGAUCCAAUUAAACAAGCAGGCGGUUCUGGGGGUGUGAAACAGCUAAUUAAAGACUGGGCAUUAGACACACCUCCUGUUCAGGCAUCCAAUCAGAGGGUGGAUGUUGCCCCUCAACCAAUCCCUGGCAGAGUUCACCGUGUGUUGAGUGUCACUGGGGGGUCAUUGGCGACGAGCGAAAGUGUUCAGCUAGCUCCCCGAGAGGACAAUGCUUCCCCCCUAUGUCGCUCAGGACGUUCUGGGAUAAAGGUUAAUAGUGAGGAGAUAGAAGAUGAGGAAGAGGAGGGAGAAGAGGAGGGAGAGGAGAAGGGGGCCCAGGUGCCACUCUACAAACCAGUAGGAAGACUUCUUCGGAUGGAAGAUGGAGGGAAAAAACAAGAGCUAGUGAUUGAUAAAAUAGAGAAAGAUGUGGAGACCAAGGUGCAAGAGGAGGAAAAACUUAAACAGCUGGAGCUAGAAGAGAGACAAGCAGAGAAGGAGAGGGAGAAAGAGAGGAAACAAGAAGUUGAGUUAGAAAGGCAAAAAAAAGUGGAGAAAGAAAAGGAAAGGGAGAAACGGAGCGAGAAAGAAGAGAGAAAGAUGAAAGAAGAGGGGAGAGAAAGGCAAAGAGAAAUAGAGAGGGAACGGGAUAGACAGAGACAGAGGGAGGAGGAAGAGAGGGAGAGAAAGAGGAAGGAAGAGGAUAGGGAGAGAGAAAGACAAAGAGGGGAGGAGCGGGAUAGGGAGAGACAGAGAGAGGACGAAGAGAGGGAGAACAUGAGGAAAGAAGAGAAGGAGAGAGAAAGACAGAUAGAACUUGAGAGGGAAAAGGAGAUACUGAGAGAGGACGAAGAGAGGGAGAACAUGAGGAAAGAAGAGAAGGAGAGAGAAAGACAGAUAGAACUUGAGAGGGAAAAGGAGAUACUGAGAGAGGAAGAAGAGAGGGAGAGGAGGAAAGAAGAGAGGGAGACAGAAAGACAGAUAGAACUUGAGAGGGAAAAGGAGAUACUGAGAGAGGAAGAAGAGAGGGAGAUGUUUAGAGUGGAAGAGGAGAGAUUGAGAGAAGAGGACAGGGAAAAACUUAUAGAAGAGGAGAGGAAAAGGGAAAGAAAGAGAGAGGAGGAAAAUAUGAAGGAAGAUGAGAGACAGAGCGAGAAAGAGCAGGCAAGAGAAAGACAAAGAGAGGAAGAGAGGGAGAAAGAAGAGUCCCCAGUCCAAUUGAUCACUUUUGAACCUGACCACUCUCCCAAACCAGAGCUUCCUUCUCGUUCCCCUACCAUCCCCAUCAUAGAACCCAUACUGAAGGAUGAGGAGCAGCUUCACAUCAAGGUGGUCUACAGCUUUUCUAACAAAGAGGAGAAACCUCUUCUCGAGGUGGUCAAUGAUAAUUUCUCCAUCAAGCUCGGGAGGUGGGGGUCUCAGACCAGGCUCCUCGCCGACUGUGCUCAGGAUGAGCUCCUCGCCGACUGUGCUCAGGAUGAGACAUCUUCCCCUGGAAGGUUACUGGGCCUCCAGAAAACCAUUGUUAACACCCAGGAAGCACUCAACGUCAAAUCUCACCCAGCCGAGGGGAACAUAGAGUGGGUAGUCCCCACCCCAGAGAAUAGGAUGGAGAAGGUGGAUGAAGAAGAGGAAGCAAAUGUGGACACAGAGGAGGAGCAGUUGAAGUGCUGUGUGGGGGCGGGAGAGGGACAUGACACAGAGGCUCUGAUUGGUGGAGAGCUAGACAAGCAGUAUGGGGGAUGUGACACUAGACUGUCUGAGGAUGACAGUCUGCAGACGACAGUGGAACAGAUCUCCCCUGUCACAGCAGAUGAGCCUAACAGCACAUCUCCACUAGAAGAAACAGAGGAGCUAUUAGCCUUUCCUGAUAUUUCUCCUCUAUUGGACACCAGUGCUCAGCGUGCAAGGGCAAAGCUGAGGAAGAGUCGGAGGACCCGCCCCCCUCGAGCUGUCCAUCAGAACUCUACCACAGCAACGCUUGAGGAAAACCGUGUCCACGACUGGAGGUUCUGUGACUCCUCAGAUAAGGUGGACUCUCUAACAAGGGGAGAUUGUGAGUCUGAUGAGGAGCAGCCCAGAGGGAGGGAGGUAUGUUCACCACCUUCCCAGCCCCAGAGAAUACCCCUCUUUUCUGGAAUGGACCCGUCCGCUCUCAAGGCCCAGUUAAAGAAGCGAACAGGGGGAGGAGUUAAAGGAGCAGAUACAGACAGUCAGACAGACAGUCUUGCUCUGUCCCCCUCUCAGCUCUCCCGCUCUCCCGGAUGUUCCUCCUUCCUCCCCAGGACGUCACAGAUACUACCCCCUGUAGUGAACAAAGAUGUAGGGGGGGACUCGUCUCCUUCAUGGCUGCAAGAACUCAAGUCUAAGAAGCGCUUGAGUCAAUACAACAGUGAGGACUAGCUGAGUGGAUGGACCUCAUUUUUACACCAGCUAUUACAAAAAAAAUACCUAUCUGAUCACAUUCCCCUUCCAUACACACCUUAAAGUGUUAGUUGACUCCAAAGAAAGCCUAUAGCUUGUUAAAGGUUUGCAGUCUGACGUAGUCAGACACACUUUGAUUUGAGUGAACUAUCACUUUAAAAUAUGCCCUGUAUCUGUGUCAUGUAAAUGAGCUUUUAUUCCUGUUUACCUCUAGGAGAUACCACCCAGCUAGCACAUUCAGUUCCUUGGAACUUGUAGGAAUGUACGUUUUUGGUUUACCAUUGGUUCUGGGAACAAAGCCAUUCGUAUCUUGACCGGUAAAACGAAAAGUUCUAAGAAAGGAAGUGAAAACGUGGUCUGUUCUGGAAACGUACAUUUUUAGGUUGCAGAGAGAUUCUGAGAAGCUUUCCUGGGAGGUUUUAUUAACGUUCUGAGAACGUAAAUGAUAGGUUAUUUGAAGGUAUUUAUAUAACGUCCUGAGAAAGUGUUUCAAUAUGACUUUUAAUAACACUGAUAGCUUAGUUUGAACUCCAAUAACAUAUAGGACACAUGGAAAUGCAUUUUCUUUUAUUGUGCCAGAGUCUAACCUAUGAUCUUCUGUUUUUUAUCCAUGGAAUUAGUCAACUGUGCCACCAGGAUGGAGCUAGCAUGCCAUGUUUGUUUUUUACUCAUACAAAGCUGAUCAUUUUAAUCUAUUCAAAUAGACCCCAUUUCAAAGGAAACAAGCACUAAUUAAGUUCCGGUAUGGCCAAUUAGUGGGCGUAGCCAACACACUUAACAAGAUAGAGGAUAGAGAGUUUUGUUAAUGCUGAGAACAGAAUGUAUAUGUUUUUAAAUAACAUUCUUUAGAACGUUCUCUCAAUGUUAGUAAAGUUUUUGUGUUUUUUAUGGAAAAUGUUCUUAACGUUCUCUGAACAAUUUGAGAACAUGAAUUUAACUAGAACCUGUAGGAAACGUUAUGCUGAAGUACCAAAAUUACCACAGAAAAAUGUUUGUUUCUUAAUGUUCUUUGAACUAUUGGAGAACAUUCUCAAUGUCAAACCAGUUGGAGAACAUUCUUAGAAUGUUACCAAAAUUGUAAUGAAAUAUAACCAUGUUUGAACUUUUUGGAAACAUUCUGUUAAAGUAAUGAAAUUCCAAGAAAACAAUGUUUUCUUGUGAAGUUCCUUAAAUGUGCUGAGAAUGUUCAAAAGCCAAGCAACUAUCCUGUACCAUUCCCAAAAAGUUGUGAGAAGGAUGCAUGCAAAAUAACCAUAGGACAACCACGCUCUCACCAAGCUCUAAGAAACAUAUGGUUCUCAGAACAUUGUGUGCUAGCUGGGCAUUGACUUGGAGAUCAUCCAACUGAUGCUGUUGUUGCUGACAAACACCCCUGUGACAAACACAGCAGUGACCUGGACUCCCUCCAAUUGUGUGCCUUUCCAGAAACUCCCUUUUUUUAUUGACAAGCUAUGCAAGACAAUGGAGAAGCAUUGGAUACUUUCCUGCCCUGCGUUGUGACCAUCUCUUCGACUUUUCUAUUCGUCAAAGGAAUUAUAAGCAUGUAGACUAUUUGCAACACACACACACACACAGAAUAUUUGCAACAUUUGGACAAGUGCCUCUCAUCCCAGGCCACUAUAUGUUCUAGACUGUAUCUUUCCAUCCAUCCAAAUUUGCAUGCCAGAUUCUGUGUGGGAGCUUGACGUAAUUACCUGUUUAGGUCAUGCACACAAAUAUCCACAAUGCCACAAGGUUCACAUACAUACUUGAAUUGUACAUCUUUUGGCACCUAGCCAAUGGAACUUUCCUUCUUUCUCAAUUGAUCUCUUGUUUUGAACUAACCCGUCGGUUUCUUUUCUCUGUUAUGUUAUGCACUCACUCGCUGCUCUGAUGAGCUGCUCUUGAUAAAAGUAUCUGGUAGAUACAACAAUAUUAUCUCUACUCUAUCCAAACAAGAAAAGGAGAGGAAUAGCUCUGUCUGCACCCUUGUUGUGGUUUGAUUAGAGACAAUGUCUCAACACCUGUGUACAAUAGGUCUUUCAUCUGAUCUCAGCCAAUAACAAACCAAUACACAUGUGCUUACUCUGCCUGCCAUGAUGCCCAAAUCCUGCAAUAGUGCCAUAAAGCACUUUAAGAGUGAUCCAUUUACAGUAACAAUGACAGGUGCACUAGAAAAUAAUUGUAUACAAUACCAUUCCCCGUCCAUAGGUGCAGACUGACAUUGACAAAAUGAUGUCUAUCAAAUAAUAAGUACUAAUUUUACACAUUCAGAUUCAAGUAUAUUUGGGCAAGGUCCUAUUGUAGUUGCAUUAGUAAUAAACAUGUUGAUCUGAUAUGUCUGUAUGUAUUGCUGUCAGCCACAGAUAAGAUCUUGUUUCUUCUGAGUGUUGAUCAGCUGAUAUUGUUCAUUGCUGCCAGAUCAAUUAAGGAGUAUUUUCUAUCCGUGUUUUUUGAAAGGGUGCAAAUCUCUAACAUUUUCACUUUCAUAUUAUCUUCAUAAACGUUCACUGGAAUAAUAGAAAACACAAACAAUGCACACACUCAGAAAUGCAUAUACUUAGGCCUAUAUACAGUAAGAAACAUAUUUUGAAUGGCACCAUAGUGUUUUUGACACCUACACCUACUUGUCUACAUUGACUGUGUGAAAAGUGGGUAACACCACUUGACACCCAAUGUCAUAACACGUUAUGAUAUGGCCAUAACCAUGUCAUAACAGCUGACAUAACUUGUCACAAUAUAUAUGUAUAUAUAUGUCACAGCAGCUGUAAAUAUAUAUUUACACAUUUAUUCAAAUAACUUUUUUUGCAUGCCAAGAGGUUUCCUUUCGUUUGAACGUUUGUUUCUUAAAUCCUUUGAUGUUGUUGUAAUGAAUUAUUUUUAAAAUAACUUGUAGAAAAUAAACUUUUAUGACACUGUCAUGAAGAAUUGUGA
Messenger RNA from Oncorhynchus nerka (sockeye salmon), 6524 nucleotides. Its product is annotated as apical junction molecule-like. NCBI's taxonomy places the organism in Eukaryota, Metazoa, Chordata, Actinopteri, Salmoniformes, Salmonidae. The transcript has 8 exons. The coding region runs from base 186 to 3590 and encodes 1134 amino acids. The record is from RefSeq and is a predicted model, not a curated record.